Messenger RNA from Gigantopelta aegis, 2930 nucleotides. RefSeq names its product collagen alpha-1(XII) chain-like. NCBI's taxonomy places the organism in Eukaryota, Metazoa, Mollusca, Gastropoda, Neomphalida, Peltospiridae. The record is from RefSeq and is a predicted model, not a curated record. The coding region runs from base 203 to 2923 and encodes 906 amino acids. The transcript is spliced from 8 exons.
UGUACAUGAUGUUAUAAUAUGGUAACCAGAGAAUGUAAUCAGUGAAUUAAUAAUAUGACGAACAUUAACCACCAUUUUGAUUUGUUCUGUUCAGAUUGUUUUGACGCCGACGUCGCUCUGUCGGCCGUCGUCGUCGUCGUCUGGUUGUGACGGCCCCGCCGACCUCGUCUUCGUUGUAGACUCAUCCAGCAGCAUCUGGUUCAUGGACUUCGUGAAAAACGUCCGUCCGUUCGUCCGCGACGUCGUCAACAUUUUCGACGUAGGCAGCGCGCCGACGCAGACCCACGUCGGCUUGGUGACGUUCAGCGACAGACACCACUUGGAGUUUCACCUCAACGGCCACGCCACGAAACAGGACACGCUCGCCGCCAUAAUGAACAUGCCCCGGAUCAUUGGCAGCACCAACACUUCCGACGCGCUACGCUUCGUCACCGACGAGAUGUUUACCAGGCGACACGGAAGCCGAGACGACGUUGCUCACGUGGCUGUCGUGCUCACGGACGGCAGAUCGCAGGAUUUCGAGGCAACCAGAUCCGCCGCACAGGCCGCGAGGGAUUCCGGAAUACACAUUUUCGCCAUUGGAGUGGGCGACGGCGUCGACAAGACGGAACUCUACGACAUUGCGAGUGACCCCAGCGACAACUUCGUCUUCCAUGUAACAGACUUCCAUGCUCUUGGAUCCAUUAAGAAUCAGCUAGCCGAUAAGGCUUGCAAAGUAACUACCACAAGGCCGGAUAUUGCAACAUCAACAGUCACACUGCCUACUUCCAAGACGUCUACAACAAAGACGUCCACAGUGUUGCCAACACGCAUAGUGACGUCAGAGAGUACGACACGCACAUUCGCAGAACCAUCUACCACAGUGACAACACCAUUAACCACCAUUUUGAUUUGUUCUGUUCAGAUUGUUUUGACGCCGACGUCGCUCUGUCGGCCGUCGUCGUCGUCGUCUGGUUGUGACGGCCCCGCCGACCUCGUCUUCGUUGUGGACUCAUCCAGCAGCAUCUGGUCCAUGGACUUCGAGAAACACGUCCGUCCGUUUGUCCGCGACGUCGUCAACAUUUUCGACGUAGGCAGCGCGCCGACGCAGACCCACGUCGGCUUGGUGACGUUCAGCGACAGACACCACUUGGAGUUUCACCUCAACGGCCACGCCACGAAACAGGACACGCUCGCCGCCAUCAUGAACAUGCCCCGGAUCAUCGGCAACACCAACACUUCCGAAGCGAUACGCUUCGUCACCGAUGAAAUGUUUACCAGUCGACACGGAAGCCGAGACGACGUUGCCCACGUGGCUGUCGUGCUCACGGACGGCAAGUCGCAGGACUUCGAGGCGACGAGAUCCGCCGCACAGGCCGCGAGGGAUUCUGGAAUACAUAUCUUCGCCAUCGGGGUGGGCGAUGGCGUCGACAAGACGGAACUCUACGACAUUGCGAGUGACCCCAGCGACAACUUCGUUUUCCAAGUAACAGACUUCCAAGCUCUUGGAUCCAUCAAGAAUCAGCUAGCCGAUAAUGCCUGCAAAGUAACUACCACAAGGCCGGCUAUUGCAACAUCAACAGUCACACUGCCUACUUCCAAGACGUCUACAACGAAGACGUCCACAGUGUUGCCAACACGCAUAGUGACGUCAGAGAGUACGACGCGCACAUCAGCAGAAACAUCUACCACAGUAACAACACCUAUGACAGUACAUAACAUACAGGGCGACCAAGAUCUUGGAUAUAAGACGUGUGGUGGGAAACCAGCAGACGUAUACUUCGUCCUCGACUCGUCAGCUAGCAUCGACAUCAGCGACUUCAACGACGAGGUGCUGGGCUUUGUGCGCAACAUCAGCGAGAUCUUCGACAUCGGCGACAAAAAGACAAGGGUCGGGGUGAUGUCCUUUAGUGACAAUCCUCACCCUGUGAUUGGCUUGAAUGCCUUCAGCAAUCUGCUCGAACUUCAGUCUGCCGUCAACCCAGACGCCAUUCCCUUUCUAGCCGGAGGUACCAACACCGCCGCUGCCAUCAAACAUGCGCGGGAAAGAGGAUUUGCACCGGAAGUGGCACGACCGGAAGUGGCACACGUCAUGAUAAUCAUCACUGACGGUCAGAGCAGAAAUCCAAUGGAAACUAUUAUUGAGGCGGAAGCUGCAAAACAAGCUGGGAUAUACGUGUUCGCGAUCGGUGUGGGUUCUGAUGUCGACCAAAGGGAGCUAACUACAAUCGCUAGUGCACCACACGAGGAUUUUGUUUUCAAUGUUACCGACUUCAGGGCCUUGGCGACCAUCAAGAAUCUUCUUGCAAUCCGAACGUGCAAGCUGGUACCACAAGACCGACCGAACAAAGACAAGAAGAACUGCGAUUUAGAAAACGGCAAGAUUAUGUUUGUGUUUGAUUCCGUCACAAUGGGACUAUCGCACACACGAUCUAUAACAUCUAGCCUGGGUAACGUCAUGACGUCAUUAGCCGAACAAACCAAUCAUCUGCUAGCUGGCGUAAAGAUGCACUCCUGUUGGUCAAACACCGACAUUCCUCUCACGGAAGGAACACUGAUGGACAAGGCACUGGCCUCCCAGAACGAGGCACUGUACCCACGACUGGCUGCCUUGAUGAAGGAUGUCCGGCUCAAGACACUGGUGAAGCGUGGCGACCUAAAUAACGGACAUCGCGUCAUGGUCGUUCUGCUGGACGAGUCUAGUAUCGAGCGAACCUCUGACGUCAUAGCGGAAGCGAAGCGCGCCAAGUUCAGUGGUGUUGAGGUUUUCGUUGUGAGUAUUGGCGAUGUGAGUAACAGAGUUGUUCGACAGAUCGCGUCCACACCUCACGACCGACACGUGCUGAGAGUGGCAGAGCCGGGUCAGCUGGGAAAACUAACUGGAGAGAUCACGACACGGUUGUGUGGAGGAGAGUCGGGUCAACCUAUUAAACUCCCCCCGUGAAAGUUCA